GGUCGAAGUUCAAUUCAGUGUAAACUCAUCUACUAGUCUGACACCUUCAUGUGAUAGUCAUAAGUAAGAAGAGUGUUGAAAACCAUAUAACGUCCAGUCAAGGUUGUCUUGCAUCAUCAUCUCACUAUCAGCCGAGAAAUAUUCAGCUCGUUUUCAUUCAUAUCGUAGAUACUGUGCAUGAAGGAAUCUGAGGUGAUCGCGGUAGUCCAGCAGAUAAUUGACGUUGUUCUGGACCCAUCUGCAACAACUAGCUAUCAUGGUUCUACUUCUAGAGACCAGCCGCCAUGGAGAAGCUCACGAGACUGGGAGUGACUCCAAUUCUGGACAGUUGACGUUGCAGCCAUUGGGAGUGUGUGAAAGCUUGGACAAUCGAUUGUGGCCCACUCAAGACAUUAAGCAAUACGCGAUUCAGUGUGCAAGAUGUGGCAAAUAUCGGGAAGUUCCCAGUAAGGAAGAGUAUGAGAUUCUCUAUAGGAGGCAGAAUCUCAAUCCCCUGGAGCCCUGGUUGUGUGAACAUGCCUCAAAGUGGGGUGAAGACAUGAAAGCCACCUGUGAGUCCGAAGAUCACUAUGCAGAAUCCCCUGAUGUUUGUUUCUUUUUGGAUAAGGGCAAUUAUCCUCCAGUCCCUUCAGGUUGGGAGAGAAUCAUAACCGUGCGGUCUGGUUUAGCUGCAAAAGGGAUCUAUUGCGACGUUUAUUACCGUCAUGUCCCUUUAGGCAGAAAGCUGCGCUCUCUCUAUGAUAUUGAGAGGUAUAUCCACUUACAUCCUGAAAGUUUUCCAGAAGGGUGGGUUGUGAAGGAGCACUUCAGCUUUGCACAUCCGUCGACAUCGGAGAGAUUGAAGCGCGUGAAAACUGGAUACAUUCGAAAGGUUAAGAAGAGUGAUCAUAACAAUAGUAUUACCGCUCCCACAUCUAGAUCAGCAGCAGCUUUGGAGUUGGUCCAACCGGUUUUAGAGAUGGAAUCGACUCAGGCCUCUUCGCAGAAACAACUCGUUCAUGGAACAACAGUUGCAUGGAACUGCGAGAUAAAACAAGAGGUAGAGAAUUAGGUCAUUGCAGAUCUACACAUCCAUCGAUCAAUUCUUCCUUUUAUUGGUUAUCCAUUACGGAUGUCGAAGAACAUCUGAUUGUUGAAGGGAUUGGGAGGAGCGGUGAAUUACUACGCAUCGAAUACUGAUUGGUCACCUUGGAUCAUCUCAGAAGCAAAAUAUGGACCACCAUGUAAUGGCUCUAAAUUGGAGUCAGUUCUCAGAUGAAUGUGAAGCUUCCUAAUAAAGA
This is a messenger RNA of Marchantia polymorpha subsp. ruderalis, 1280 nucleotides long. Lineage: Eukaryota; Viridiplantae; Streptophyta; Marchantiopsida; Marchantiales; Marchantiaceae. The record is from the annotation of a GenBank genome assembly.